Brassica rapa (field mustard) is the source of this 810-nucleotide messenger RNA. Its product is annotated as oleosin 18.5 kDa. Lineage: Eukaryota; Viridiplantae; Streptophyta; Magnoliopsida; Brassicales; Brassicaceae. Gene Ontology annotation, biological process: sexual reproduction; lipid storage. Gene Ontology annotation, cellular component: membrane; extracellular region; monolayer-surrounded lipid storage body. The record is from RefSeq and is a predicted model, not a curated record.
UACUUCAAAACAUAAACUCAUCUCUCUCUUCAACAAGAUCAUAAUGGCGGAUACUGCUAGAACCCAUCACGACAUAACCAGCCGUGACCAGUACCCGAUAUUGGGCCGAGACCGAGACCAGUAUCCUUACGGACGAUCAGACUACCAGACGUCGGGCCAAGACUACUCCAAGACUAGGCAGAUUGCUAAAGCUGCUACCGCAGUCACCGCCGGAGGGUCCCUUCUUGUCCUCUCCAGUCUCACCCUUGUCGGAACAGUCAUUGCUUUGACUGUUGCCACUCCUCUGCUUGUUAUCUUUAGCCCAAUCCUCGUGCCGGCUCUCAUCACCGUAGCACUUCUCAUCACUGGCUUUCUCUCCUCUGGUGGGUUUGGCAUUGCAGCUAUAACCGUCUUCUCCUGGAUCUAUAAGUACGCAACGGGAGAGCACCCACAGGGGUCAGAUAAGUUGGACAGUGCAAGGAUGAAGCUGGGAACCAAAGCUCAGGAUAUUAAAGACAGAGCUCAAUACUACGGACAGCAACAUACAGGUGGUGAGCAUGACCGUGACCGUACCCGUGGAACCCAUCACACCACCACUACUACAUAAAUCACGCAACAGCCCCCAGUAAUGUCGAUGUCAGGGGAGUCUAGUUCAUGAGGAAUAAGGUGUUUAGAAUUUGAUCAGGGUGGGUAAUAAAAGGGGAAGCAUAUAUCAUCAGUUUUUUUUUCUUUUUUUGUUAUAAAUAAUGUGCAAGUGUGUUUCUCUUGUCAAAUGGUACCAUGUUUUGUUGUGUUAUUCUCUUUGUGGUAAAUUGUAAACCUUUUGCUGUA